GCAACUGCCCGAACUUGCCCUCCUCUCCUCUCCUGGCGGCGAAUCUCCACCUCCAGGACAGUUAAGACCCGCUCCCACCGCCCCAUUCCGCGCAGCAGAGAUCCCUGCGCAGACACCCCCGUUUCUCCUUCGCUCGGGGCUCCGCCCCUCCCGGAAAGUAGAUCCGGCCAGGCAGACAAAAGUUUGGGAGAGAAGUUCCGUCCGUGCUGAGUGUGAGAGCGAGGGGGCGGGGGCCGGGAGCAGCGGGGCGGCCGGGCAAGUCGACGCGUGGACAGAUAGACCUGCGGACGGGACAGCCGUAGGCCCUCGGAGCCCUGCUCAGCCCCUGAUGCGCGGGGGUCCGCAGCCCCUCUUGCCGGGGAAUGCUGGGGGAUUCCUGGCGCCGGGCAUCUGGGCCGCCCGCUAAACCCUUGUGCCUACCCCGUGCCCCCGGGGAACCGGAGCCCGGCCGCAGGCAAAGAGAAGCGGGGGCCGAGACGCUGCUGGGUGCGGGGCGGGGAGGGGGCUGGAGGCCCCAGGCCCGAGGGCAUGGAGCGGUUGGGAGAGAAAGCCAGCCGCCUGUUUGAGAAGUUAAGACUCUCGGACUCCGGCAGCGCUAAGUUCGGCCGCAGAAAGGGUGAAUCUAGCCGGUCUGAUGGGACCCCCGGGCCGGCCAAAGGGCGCCUGAGUGGGUCGGGGGGACCGAGGAAAUCAGGGCCCCGUGGAGCUACCGGGGGGCCUGGGGAUGAGCCGCUGGAACCAGCCCGGGAGCAAGGACCCCUGGACGCUGAGCGCAACCCGCGCGGCUCCUUUGAGGCGCAGCGCUACGAGGGCUCCUUUUCCGGGGGGCCGGCUCCCACCCGGGCCUUGCCUCUACCUCAGUCACUGCCCCCAGACUUUCGGUUGGAGACCACGGCCCCAGCCCUCAGCCCCCGCUCCAGUUUCGCCAGUAGCUCCGCCAGCGACGCGAGCAAGCCGUCCAGCCCCCGGGGCAGCCUGCUGCUGGACGGGGCCGGGGCCGGCGGGGCCGGAGGGAGCCGACCCUGCAGCAAUCGCACCAGCGGCAUCAGCAUGGGCUACGACCAGCGCCACGGCAGCCCCCUGCCCGUCGGGCCGUGCCUGUUCGGCCCGCCUCUGGCUGGGGCUCCGGCGGGCUACUCGCCCGGAGGGGCGCCGUCCGCUUAUCCCGAGCUCCACGCCGCCCUAGACCGACUUUGCGCUCACCGGCCCCCGGGGUUCGGCUGCCAGGAAAGCCGCCACUCGUACCCCCCGGCCCUGGGCAGCCCUGGGUCUCUAGCCGGGUCUGGAGUGGGAGCGGCGGGGCCCCUGGAGAGACGAGGGGCGCAACCCGGACGACAUUCGGUGACCGGCUACGGGGACUGCGCGGCGGCCGCCCGGUACCAGGAGGAGCUCACGGCGUUGCUGCGCUUGACGGCGGGCACAGGUGGACGCGAGAUCGGUGCCCGCGGGGAGCCCUCGGGGAUGGAGCCGUCUGGUCUCGAGGAGCCACCGGGUCCGUUCGUCCCGGAGGCCGCCCGGCCCCGACUGCGGGACCCCGAGGCCAGAGAGGACUACUUCGGCACCUGUAUCAAGUGCAACAAAGGCAUCUAUGGGCAAAGCAACGCCUGCCAGGCCCUGGACAGCCUCUACCACACCCAGUGCUUUGUCUGCUGCUCCUGUGGGCGAACUUUGCGCUGCAAGGCUUUCUACAGCGUCAACGGCUCUGUGUACUGUGAGGAAGAUUAUCUGUUUUCAGGGUUUCAGGAGGCAGCUGAGAAAUGCUGUGUUUGUGGUCACUUGAUUUUGGAAAAGAUCCUACAGGCAAUGGGGAAGUCCUAUCACCCAGGCUGCUUCCGAUGCAUCGUGUGCAACAAGUGCCUGGAUGGCAUCCCCUUCACAGUAGACUUCUCCAACCAGGUGUACUGUGUCACCGACUACCACAAAAAUUAUGCUCCUAAAUGUGCGGCUUGCAACCAGCCCAUCCUCCCCUCAGAGGGCUGUGAGGACAUUGUGAGGGUGAUAUCCAUGGACCGAGAUUAUCACUUCGAGUGCUAUCACUGUGAGGACUGCCGGAUGCAGCUGAGUGAUGAAGAAGGCUGCUGCUGUUUCCCUCUGGACGGGCACUUGCUCUGCCACAGCUGUCACAUGCAGCGGCUCAACGCUCGACAGCCCCCUGCCAACUAUAUCUGAGCUGCGGUCACUGCUGCUGCCAUCACCACCAUUGACAAAUUCCUCUGGCCAGUGGGCCCCUGAGGCCAGCUGAGGCAAGGAUGUACCUUGCAGGCCUGGCAGAAGAGUCCUUUGGGGAGGGCCCCAAGGGCCAGAGACCCAAAGAUCAUGACAUUCCAAAUGGAUUGUGGAGGAGGAACCUUCCAGUUACCAUGGUGGGGGUGACUGGCUUCCUUCCCACAUGUGCAACCUGUGCUGUAGCAUAUACUUAAGCACACACAGGCGGGCUCCCAUACACUGUAAAGGUCUGAUUCUAGUCUGUAUUUCCAGUAUAAGUCUAUGUGUAAAUCAGCAAAUGCUGUGGUCCUGGAUUACAGGAAGGGAAGACAUCAUGGAAGCUCCUAACUAUUUUGUACCCCACACACGGGGUCAGAUAGGAGGUCAAACAGGUUCUUACCACACCACAGUCUCUUAUUUCUGUAUCUAGAUGAAGAGGUGGACCUUAUAAAUGAGUUAUUUCUUGGUCACCUGCUCUCUAAGGACUAAGAGAGCUGCUCACCUCAAGGCUGGGAAUAGAGACCAGCUCCAGGUGGGCUGCUGCCUGUAUUGCCUGAUUCUCAGGGACUCACGUGAGCCUGGGAAGACUAACUGGGUGCCUGUACUUCUCCUCAGCUGGUGGAGGUGGUAAUGAGUAGGCCUUGGGGUAUGGAAUUGCUGGGGGAGACAUUUAUGAAGCUUCGAGCUAGUCACACUCCCCAGGUGUAAGUGCAUUGAGCCCUCCGGCCCAGUAUAGGCACCCAGGGGCAUGUUCUCACACACACCUACUCGCUCCCUUCUCAGGUCACUCUUGCACCUGGUCCCUAGCAGCAGCUCACUACUCCAGAGCUGCCACCUUUCAGAGGGAUCCAGGAUUACAUCUACUGUAACCCCCAAACUUUGAGGUUCUGGGGCGCCACAGGGGCAGAACACUUUGACUUGGUUCUAGUUCAGUUUUGCUGAAAUUCGUUUACCUAAAGCUAGAUCUCUUAAAACCAUUUCACUGAAAACCUGUGUGUUCAAAGUUACUACCACUGCCAAAGGCUCAAAUCCCUUUUGGGUAUUUUUUUAUUUUUAUUUUUUUAGCCAUUUAGGUAUUCUAUUCUUUUUUGUCAUGCUUUGGGUAUUUCAAGGAUUUAUAUCUAUUCAUCCAAGAGUACUUCUGAAUUGCCAGCAACAUAAAUUUAUCAAAUUUGCAGCACUUUGUAAAUGAUAAGAUUGCUUCCUCCUACCUUGAUGGGUAUCUCUAUGUUAUUUGCUUUUCAAACACUUUUUUUAAAAAAGCUUAAAGUUUCUAGCAAUAAAUAUAAUUGGUACAGACAUUUUGUGUAUCAUUUUUUUGUGUGUUUCUUAAUCCAAUAUUCCUUUACAAAUUAGAUGCCCUGAAAAAAAUAACGAAGCUCAAUAUGAUUUUAUGCUUUGGUCUAACUUCUACACCCAUGCUGUUAAAAUGCCAAUAUAUCCAAAGCAAAUGAACAGGCAUGUGGCUUAUUCAGUUGACUAACAAUUCAAGGUUAUACAGACAACAUCAUUAAAUAGUGAAAGUGUGAAUCUGCUAGAUUCUUUUGAAAAUGCUGCAGAUUUGAUAAAUAUUUAUUUUAGACUAAUUAUCUCUAGGUAAAUUGGUUUUAGGCAAAUUAAUCUGAUAAUUAAUCUUGGAUCCUUAGUCUUCAUUCUCUAUCACUUAGAAUUUCACAGUGGAAAUGAUGACUCCUGAGAACAGACAUUUCACAUUUAGGGAUUAUUCUAAGAUGACUGUGCCAGCCAACUCGGGAAAUGCAGAGAAGAGACCUCAGUGCGAAUGUGAGUGAGAGAGUUCAGAUUCAUGCCACUGACUGCCUGAGGUGGGAAAUGCACUUUUUUGGAGGGAUGAAUGUUCUGGUCCUAGAUUACUUGUUCUACAGCUGAGAUUCUGAACUAUUAUCAUUAAAUAAGUGAGUACAAAGA
Messenger RNA from Myotis myotis, 4131 nucleotides. RefSeq names its product ajuba LIM protein (gene AJUBA). Lineage: Eukaryota; Metazoa; Chordata; Mammalia; Chiroptera; Vespertilionidae. The transcript has 8 exons. Gene Ontology annotation, biological process: response to hypoxia; positive regulation of miRNA-mediated gene silencing; regulation of DNA-templated transcription. Gene Ontology annotation, molecular function: transcription corepressor activity. The record is from RefSeq and is a predicted model, not a curated record. The coding region runs from base 529 to 2169 and encodes 546 amino acids. Gene Ontology annotation, cellular component: nucleus; adherens junction; P-body.